AAUUUGGAAAGUACGAUAUUGAGAAGCAGUAAAACUCGCAAGCCGGGGCGAAAGACGGAAGACGAAGGAAAUGCCGAAGAGUCCACAGCUAGCGAGGAUAUUGACGCUGAUCGUACUAGCGAAAAUGAGGAAGCUUCAAUCACGAUCGUUAUCUACACUACGAUUGCUGUUAUAGUGGCGGCCCUCCUGUGUGUUGUGCUUCCUCUAGUCACUGCUUGUAUAGCUGCAAAAAAACAUGGGAAACUUACAAAAACCGAAGCAACUAGGAGGAAAGGUGUUCUUCCUCAAGGGCAGAAAACACAAGCCAAACCUGUCAUUCUUCCUUCAAAUUUGAAAGGAUCAAAGAAAAAGUGA
Strongylus vulgaris is the source of this 354-nucleotide messenger RNA. The record is from the annotation of a GenBank genome assembly. NCBI's taxonomy places the organism in Eukaryota, Metazoa, Nematoda, Chromadorea, Rhabditida, Strongylidae.